AUGAGUUGUGCCAAUGAAUCGCUUUCAAGUUCUGCAUGUUUAGUGGACCCAGUUAAAUCGUUUUUACCGUCAGUCAGUGAGCUAGUUCAAACACAAGUUAGCCAGGAUGAGAUAUAUUAUGCCGUAUUAAAAGUAGUACUACUAGAAUACAUUAACCAGCCUAGAUUUCGCAAAAAAUUCCAAAAGAUAGAGAAAAUAACAUGUAGUGGACCAAGUGCUAUAGAGAAGCUCUAUUUUAAGGGCAAGGACUCUGAGAAGAGGCUGUCGCGCUUUAAGAAUUCGCAGACAGCUGGGACAAAUGAAGCAAUCAUUCUGAAGAAAAUGCUACCCAUCCUAGAAAAAACACUAACAUCUAUAACAGUUGGUGAGUAUAAAAUAGCAAAUGAUAUUUUCCGCAGAUGCCUAUUGAAACUCUAUAAUGACCUUUUUUUAGAUCCAGCUAUGGCGAAUUUAUUAGAAUAUAUGGAUAAGCCAGAAGAACUGAUCAUGAUUUUUACCAAAGCCGCGAGCGGUGAAAUUCUAAAAUUGGAUAUAGAGGCAACUAGAGGUAUACUUUAUGAACUGGUAACGUUGUUUAUUGACUUCCUAAUCUCUUUAUUGGAUUUGCACGAACUCUCGGAUCAAGAGUUUGUAUUAAAGUUAAGGAGUUAUGCAGACUCGUUUAAACCAGAAGAGGGUAAUAAUCAUUCAUUCAGACAGCGUAAUCAGCCAGGAAAUGGGUCUGAGCUAGGAGUAGAUAUAAUAGAUGUGACAAUUAAACCAACUUACAAAACAUCCGAAAUUUUGCUGUCAGGAUAUAUUAGAAAACUGUUUGCUGUCACUGAAGCACAGUUUGAGCAGGAUGUUGCGUUAUAUAAAGACAAGGCAUCAAAUAUUAAUUACUUAUACGAAUUAAAAAAUAGGAGAGACGGUAUCAUUAGUGAAACAGUGGGAUUUACUUCCAACCAUUUCCCAUCUGAUAAAGCUUACAAUGAUUGGAAGGUCAACGAGAUCAACUCGCUGGAUGAAUUGAUUUCCAAGAUAGAGGAUUCUGAUAGCAGCAAUAUUUGUGAAACAACGAUCGACAUAUCAUUUAUUAUACCGCCCGAACCGAAUGUUAUUUUCACAAGGUUAAUGUGCCUCAUAUUAGAGCAAGAACGGCCAUCAAUUACGAAGCCUAUGUCCGCUGAUGGCCAAUCGUUGAUUUCUAGGUGUGGUAAAAUAUGGAGACUCGACUUAUACUCUACUAAGGCCUCCAUUUACUAUACUGCAGCAAACUUGACGUUAUGUCCAACUACUAACUUAGACACUGAAACGAUAGACUAUAUACUUCGAACAGCUUUACCAAACAUGAGUGACAAUUACAGUCUUGAUUCUGACCCUACUACCUGGAAUUCAGAAGAUCAGAAUCGUUGGCUAGUUAACUUGAAUCAUACCUAUAUUCAGUGUAUGUCUUCUUUAAGUUCACUUUUAGCAAACAUUUACAAACAUGAGAAGGCAAUCUUUUCACCUGUUUUGAGCAUUUAUUAUGAUUGUGUGGAAUCCGAUCCAUUAAUGAUACAGUAUGACUUCCCUAGUACCGACUUCCAUAAUAAAUGGGUGAAGAACUUGAAGCAAACGCUAUCUAAAGCCACUGAGAUCUACUAUGUAUCUUUACUUCAAGAUAUGCCAAAUGAAGAUCACCUUGAAAUCCACCAUCUGCAACAAUUAGGAUCACUUAUCUUACAAAAAAUUAAAAAAUUUCAAGGACGUUACCCGAAGCCGUUGCUAAACAAGAUUAAUCUUUCUAGGGAAGUGGCAUCGCAAUUGAUUUCUGCCUUUGCAUCCGAUUCUCCACUGGUGCUACAACGUAUUGAAGAGCGUGCAGCGUUUUUGAAACAAGAUAUUCCAGUUAUGGAUGCCAUUGAAACGUACACUUUAUAUCAAGAACUUCGCGAUGUUUUCCACCAAGUUACCACCAAGAAGUUUCCCUUUGCACUGGAAAAACACUUUUUUAAACACAUUUCUAAGCUUUGUGAUGAAACUAGAGUUAAGUUGGAAGAGGUAAUCCAAAAUUCUUUGAAGGCUGAGACCUGGGAGCCUGUAAGCAACGAAGUUCAUUAUAGUUCAUCUGUUUUAGACAUUAUCAGAAUGAUUAAUGAGUCAAUACAGUUGUUCCAAAAACUAAACUGGGGCAAUGAGUAUCAGGUGGCUAAGAUAAAGACUUUUUUGCUUAAGACAUUUUCUGAUGGUAUAUGCUACUACGCAUCAAAGAUAGUAUCCGUCAUUGAAGAGGAUUUAACACACGUAGAAGCGGUAGUUCCAGCGGAUGACACAACAUAUGAAUAUACGGGUAGCUUCCAAAGCACUGCGGAGAAGAUGAAAAACACUUGGUUGUUUGAUGAAAUUAAAAAUGCUUUGACGUCUGCGCCUCUAGAAGAGCCUCCUGUAGUCUAUGAAUUCAAGGCAAGGACUUGUGUAUGUCUCAAUAACUUAGAUGAACUGAUGAAUAAAAUAACAGAACUAGAGGAAACUAUAAAUGUGGAGAAGAUAUCACAAACUAUUAAGCUACAUGAGAAAGCGAAAACUGGUAGUAAGAAAGGUAACAAAGAAGUUAAUCAAGUCUACACAAUCCGAAUUGUGAAGGCAGAGAAUGUCCAAGCAUUUACCAGCGAUGGCUAUGCGAAUAGUGCCGUCAGCUUGGUUGAUACUUCUAUUCGUCAAGAAUUUGCCAAAACGAAAGUUGUCCGCAAAACUGUUAAUCCAAUUUGGGAUGAAGUAUUCGAACUGGUGGUUCCAAACGAUGAGACAAGGGUUAUUAGCGCAACGGUAUGGCAUCAUUCCCAGAAACUAAACCCCAUUGGUUCAUAUAAGGUAUGUGGGAAGUGCUCUCUGUUACUGGACUCUAGGUCUUUUAAUUCAGAUGGUUACACAGAAGAUAUUGUAUUAGAUCUUGAUACACAGGGAAGGUUAUUCUUGCAGGUUUCUUUAGAGAGUGAAAAAAUUGAUGCUAUGUUCUGUGUUGGAAGAGCAUAUCGUAGUCUCUCUAGGGCUUGCGACAGAGCUAUUGGUAUGAUGGUUAAUAAAUUCUCUACUUAUGUGAAUUACUCUAUUUCACGUCCUUGCUUAAAGGCAGUUUGUGCAAGUACCUCUAAUUCAAAUGCCUCACAGAGUAAAGAAGUUAUCUAUGAUGCUAUUGUUCCUCUAUUUGACUACUUAAAUUCUAACUUAGAAAUUUUAGCGGCAGGUCUUACUCGCUCAUUACUUCACAAGGUUAUGAUAAAAGCAUGGAACUCAAUACUUAAUAUGGCGGACUCCCUUCUUCUUCCCAACUUAUCAAGUGCACGUUCUGUUAAAACAGCUUUAACUAAUAAAGGAAUGUCAUUGUGGGAAAAUGCGAUCAGUAUUGCUAAGGGGAAUACUAAUGAACUAAGAAAUAUUACUGGCAAUAAUAAUGGACAAAAUGGUAUAAGUUCUCAAGCUGCAUUGUCCAAUCGCGAGGUAGAGAUUAUUUUUGAGUGGCUUCGCGCUCUUUGUAUAGAUUUCUUUCACAAUGGCGGCGAGGGUCCUCCGUUACAUGAACUAAAAAACCAACACUAUCAGAAUAUUCUUUUAGUUCCUGUAUUCUAUGAUAAAUCCGUAGAUGAACUGAAGGAAGAAACUGAGGCCCUUAUUCCACUUUACGAAAAAUACCUGGACAACCGUAACUACUACGAUUUUACUCGACAUGGUCGUCAACAAGAGAAUAGCCGUAGGCGCCUACAACGUAGCGAUACAAUCAUUGCGCAUAGCUCUAAAGAGAAGCGUGCAGAAGCCGCCGCAGUGGUUAGAGAACUAAGAAGCGACCCACUUGAGAUUUCGGCCGUUACCCAAGAUAUCAUUUUAAGGAUUUUACUUGCAAAAGGGCAGUCAGAUUAUGUAAGUAACUUCUUAAAUCGACGCUCUGAGCUAGCAAAAGCUGUGGCCACUCGCAAAUUAGUAAAAGCCGCGGUAGCAGGAAGUAGACACAUAAAGAACUUUUCUAGGUAG
Molecule: messenger RNA, 3987 nt
Organism: Eremothecium sinecaudum
Lineage: Eukaryota; Fungi; Ascomycota; Saccharomycetes; Saccharomycetales; Saccharomycetaceae
Exons: 1
Coding region: 1-3987 (1328 amino acids)
Source: RefSeq, a predicted model, not a curated record